This is a messenger RNA of Zeugodacus cucurbitae (melon fly), 4910 nucleotides long. RefSeq names its product alpha-1,6-mannosyl-glycoprotein 2-beta-N-acetylglucosaminyltransferase (gene Mgat2). Lineage: Eukaryota; Metazoa; Arthropoda; Insecta; Diptera; Tephritidae. The transcript has 12 exons. The coding region runs from base 1975 to 3786 and encodes 603 amino acids. Gene Ontology annotation, biological process: protein N-linked glycosylation; oligosaccharide biosynthetic process. The record is from RefSeq and is a predicted model, not a curated record. Gene Ontology annotation, molecular function: alpha-1,6-mannosylglycoprotein 2-beta-N-acetylglucosaminyltransferase activity. Gene Ontology annotation, cellular component: Golgi membrane; Golgi stack.
GUUUAUCUGGGAACCAGCAUUAACAACACCAACAAUGUCAGCCUUGAAAUCCAACGCAGAAUCACUCUUGCCAACAGGUGCUACUUUGGACUGAGUAGGCAAUUGAAAAGUAAAGUCCUCUCUCGACGAACCAAAAUCAAACUCUAUAAGUCGCUCAUUAUUCCCGUCCUGAUGUAUGGCGCUGAAGCGUGGACGAUGACAACAUCCGAUGAGACGACUCUUGGGGUUUCCGAGAGAAAGGUUUUGCGCAAGAUUUAUGGUCCUCUAAACAUUGGCAACGGCGAAUACCGCAGACGAUGGAACGAUGAGCUGUACGAUUUAUACGACGACAUUGACAUAGUUCAGCGAAUAAAAAGACAGCGGCUACGCUGGCUAGGUCAUGUUGUACGGAUGGAAGAAAACACUCCAGCUCUGAAAGUAUUCGAUGCAGUACCCGCUGGAGGAAGCCGCGGAAGAGGACGACCUCCACUCCGGUGGAAAGACCAAGUGCAAAGUGACCUGGCUUCACUUGGUGUUUCCAGUUGGCGCCAAAAAGCAAAAAGGAGGAAUGAGUGGCGCGCUCUGGUGGAUUCGGCUAUAAUCGCUUAAAGCGGUCCCUACGCCAAAUAUAUAUAUAUGUAUAAUGCAUCUUCUUAUUGUUAUUGUCCGUAUCGAUCGUUCAUAGUUUUAUUUGUGACUUAAUUAUGACACUUUAUAGCCAUUUGGUUAACUUCAUUUUGUGUUCGUAGCAAUUCUUCGCCCAUCUAGUCCUAUUCUAGUGCCAAAAAAUAUGUGUACUAAGUUUCAUUCAGAUAUCUCAAUUUUUACUGAAUUUCAACUCGUCCUGAUCCUGAUCAUUUCGAUAUAUAACUCUACAUCUAACUCGUUUAGUUUUCGGUGUUACAAACAACUGUUAUGUUAUUAGAUUAUAUUUUGUGCAACAUGUUGCGAGAGUAUAAAAACAUAUACCCCCAAUUUACCAACAUUUACAUUAUAAAGUCAAUCACAUAUGUAUAUACAAAAUUAUUAUAUUUGCUGUAUGGAUGAUACUUGAACCAUUCAACAUGCACAGUUGAUUUUAUUAAGAUAUCUCACAUUUUGGCCGACAUUAUUUACAUAUUGACCGAUAUGAUUUACAUGCCAAAAUAAUUGUACUUCCUUAUAUUAGGUUUAUGGGGAAUAGGGAAUAGUUUCCUUUAUGCUGGUAAUAUUUUCAAUUUUGAAACAAAUUAUGCACUCAUUUUGUUAUCUAAACACUAUAUUUAGACGAAAGUGAGGUAAAGACAAUAAACGCAGUUUUCUGUAUACGAAGAUAUAAUGUGUAAUGCAUAUAAUAAUGCACAUAAGUAGUUUUCAUUUGGUCUACUGAGAUAUGUAAUGUGGUUAAAACUUAUGAUUGUACUAGUACUGGAUAAUAUAUUUAAACUAGUGUUUUAGUCAUUCAUUUAAAACGCAUUAAGGCUCGUUCUCAGCAGAUAACACAGAAGCAAAUAUAUUUUAAUUAACAAACCUCGCUUAAUUGUAGUAAAACAUGCUAAUUAAAGCAACAGCAAUAUUUAUAUUUACACAUGCUUAUAUUUUUGUAUACAGCCAAAUAGAUAACUGCAAGUAUCUUAAUAUGUCUUUGAAAGCCUUUUCGACAUUUUUCUCACGUUACAUUCCAGCUCAACCGAUAACGGAUAACCCUGAACCGAAACAAAAAAUAUGUAUAGUAAAUUGCCAACAGAACCUCAAGACAGUCGGUGGAAAAUCGUAUUCUCAACCAUUCUCUAUUUGUCAUUACUAUAGAAAAUUAAAAAAAUAAUUUAACAGUAGCUUUAGUGGAAAGUCACAAUUUGUGCAGUGAAUAAGUGUUUUCUUUUUAAUUAUAGUAUAUCACAUUAACAACGGCAUGAGAACACUGAUUGCUAAGCAUUCUACAAACUUUUUGUCAAAGUGUAAUUAACCGCCGUCGAAUCAGCAGCAAACGCGAAGACCACCGCUGCGCCGUCAAAAAUGAGGGUUCGCAAAAUACCCUUACCAUUACCCAACACAGGGCUGAUGCAUCGAAAAAGGAACACCUAUUACAUACGUGUAAUUAUUGGGGUAGCUCUCAUCGUCUUCGUACUAAUGCAGUUGCAUGUCUUUAAUUACACCGAUUCUCGUGAAAUGUCGAUGAUGGGUGAACCAACAAAUGAUUCAAUGGACGCGAUGCUCUCUAUGGUGCCCUCGGUACUGCAUAAGUUUUUAACGCCCAAAUCUAGAAAUCAGACCGCAGCAGCGCACAUGCAACACAAUAGUACCAGUGGCGGCAAAUAUAACGGGUCCUAUACGGAUUAUUAUCAUCCGCCGAAUAUUUCGGAGAUAAAACAACAAAUAGCGAAAUACAAUGAACUACAAAUAGUUUUAAAUGAGGACACUUACGGUCCACUACAAAAUGAUUCUGUGAUAAUCGUAGUACAGGUGCAUACACGUAUAACUUAUCUACGCCAUUUGAUCGUUAGUCUGGCGCAGGCUAAGGAUAUUUCCAAGACUCUAUUAAUAUUCUCCCAUGACUAUUACGAUGAUGACAUCAAUGAUCUGGUGCAAACAAUUGACUUUUGUAAAGUGAUACAGAUAUUCUAUCCCUACUCAAUACAAACUCACCCGAAUGAGUUUCCCGGCGUCGAUCCAAACGACUGUCCGCGCGACAUGAAAAAGGAUCAUAAUAUUAUCACAUUCUUCAUAAAUAGAGCUAUAAUACGUAAGUGCAAUAACGCGCUAUAUCCCGAUCUAUACGGGCAUUAUAGGGAAGCAAAGUUCACACAGACCAAACAUCAUUGGUGGUGGAAGGCAAAUCGUGUGUUCGAUCAGUUAGAUGUGACCCGUUAUCAUACUGGUCUGGUAUUGUUCCUAGAGGAAGAUCAUUAUGUGGCUGAAGAUUUUCUUUAUCUUCUCGAAAUGAUGCAGACGUCAGUUGGCAGUCUGUGUCCGCAAUGCGAUAUACUCUCGUUGGGCACAUAUUUAAAAACAUUCAAUUACUACACAUACAACAGCAAAACUAAUAAGAAAUCCCCUAGCAGUCAAUAUGCUUCCUCGCUGCUAACUUCCAGCAAUUUAUUAGGAUAUAAUCGCAAUAAAAAUAGAAAUUCACUGCAAAUGUCAUCGCACGCAUCGUCAUCGUCAUCGUCCACAUCAGCUGCGAAUAGUUUUAAUCAAAAGUAUUUUAACGAAAAUAAUAAAGACAAAGUGUAUGUCGGUGAUACAGUCACCAACACCAACACACACAUCACUAACAACCACAAUAGCAUUACCACUUCCACCACAACCACAACAGAUAAAAGCGCCGCACAGCAAUCGUGGAGUUAUCACGUGCUACCAUCACUAUAUUCUAUAUACCAGAAGGUCGAAGUGAUGCCCUGGAUAAGCAGUAAGCAUAAUAUGGGUUUUGCUUUCAAUCGCAGCACCUGGUCUACCAUACGAAAGUGUGCGCAACAUUUCUGUUUCUAUGAUGACUACAACUGGGAUUGGUCGCUGCAUUACGUGUCCCAGCAGUGUUUGCAGAAGAAGCUGCACGCAAUGAUAGUCAAAGGUCCAAGAGUCUUCCAUAUUGGCGAAUGCGGUGUCCAUCACAAGAAGAAGAAUUGUGAAUCCAAUCAAGUGAUAGCGAAGGUGCAACAAGUCUUACGUAUAGCGCGUAAGUCCAAACAGCUUUUUCCACGUAGUUUAUCGCUAACUGCGGCGAGUUUAGUGAAGAAAACAAAAUUGCGAAAAGGUAACGGCGGUUGGGGCGAUCGUCGGGAUCACCAAUUGUGUAUGAACAUGACGAAAUCAAUGAAUGAAAGUUGAAUUAAAACCAAAUAACCAGAAGAAACAAUAAUAAGUAAAUUUAUACACAGAAUAAUCGCAUAGAAUCACCAAAAAUUAUACCGUGUGUAACGGCUAGUAAAAUACAGACUUUUAACCAAUUAGAUUACUUCUAGAACAGCUUUUCGGGACACUGAGAGCAUUCCACAAAUUUGAAAUUUUGUUUGUUUAUGUGGAAAAUUCCUUAUAGUUAUUAUAACAUUAACUAUAUUCGCGAUACCAAAAAUCACUUUUACAUGUGGCAAUUUUUUGUAGAAAAUUUUAAUCCUGAAGCAACAAAUGUUGCCGUGCAGAAAUAGUUCUUUUUUUAAUUUUUUAAUAUUAUUAUCGUUUUAUUUUUAAUUUAUUAAUUAUUUCAUUUUUUUUUAUUUACACAUAAAAAUGUUGAAUUCACUAUACUGAAAAAUUAAUUAUUUUUUAUUAGAACUAAUUACGUUUCCAGACACUAAAACUGUGCAAAUGCAGAGUGCUUUAUUGGUUUUUACUCUAAAUAAUACAUAGAUAAUAUUUUUAUUUUCAAUUAACAUUGCAGAUAUAUUAUUAAAUGAUGUCCAUUGGUUACAUAACUAUUAACACUUUUGCUUAAUUUUUUUUUUUACUUUUUAAAUACUGUUUCUGACUUUUUUCUCUCUAAAUACUGUUUCUACGUUUUUAUAUUGUUAUUAUUGUUAUUUUUUUUUAAAGCAAAACUGAAUUAAUUUUAAGAACUUUUUCGUCAAAAAACAUUCGCAUGCCAUCAAAUUACAAAAAAAAACUCUUAACUGCUUUAUUAGUAUACAUUUUUGCAAACUUCUUAGAAUAUUUCUAACAUUUUAUUUAUUAUUCUACUAAUAAAACUUAAUUAACAAAUUAUUGCAUUUUAUUUUAUUUCGUUUUUUACCAAAAAGUCUUUUAGUUUUACUAAUACAUUAUUUGAGUAAAUUCUUUUUGAUUUUUAUAUUUAUGUUAUAUCCAAUAUAUCACGAGAAGAAUAAAGUACAUUUUAUCUAAAAAGUGUCUGUAGUCUAACUUUUUAAUAAAUACGUGAGCUAACUCUAAAAGAAAAUUGAAAAUCUGAAAUAAAAAUAUUUAUUCAAAUUAUAUGGCAAUGUUUAGUAACGAUCUAU